GACGGAAACAUUUGCAGACAAUGAGCAACGUUAAGAUCACCGAGAAGGUUGCAUCGAGUUAUAUCACUGCCUUUGCAGAGAAGGUCAAGGCUUCACAUCAACCAUUUGUCUCUGGACAAGGGGUUAUAGAUGGUGAGAGAUCCAAUAGAGGUAACAAGCUGAAGUUUGGCGCUGAUCGUGUACAUAGAGAUCACAUUGAUGGUUUUAACAACUAUUUGGAGACACCCGAGGAAGUUGAGUACAACGGUGCCCGCCGCUUAGUGUUCAAGAGAAGAAGAGAUGAAGACGACGAAUAUGACAGCGACGAAGAACAUGGAGUACAGGACGACGCGGAGGAUGAGGAGGAUGAGGCGGAUGAGGAGGAUGAGGAGGAUGAUCCUUAUGCAAGUAUCGACUUAUAUGAGAUUUUGAAGCCUAUCACUGCUCCUGAGGAGAUUAGCAAUAGAGAGAGCAUAUCCAGAACAUACCAGAGUAAAGUGUUGAGACACUUUACUAGCCAGUCCAUCGAAAUCAUUGAGAAGGAACAGGACACAGUAAUGAAACUUUCGUCCUUGUUGGAUUUCCUUUUAGGAGAGGAUGAGAAGGAUUUGCUUGAGGCUGGCCUUGAGCUUCCAGAUUAUGAUCAUAAUUUGACACCAAACAAGGCACAAGGAGAGAUCGACCUAGAUAAGCGCAUUACACGCAAAUCUGUAAGCCAAGAGAACGAUCCAUUCUUUGCCCUUCCACAGUUCAAAUUUGAUCCAAACCAAGGUUUACCUGCUCAAGAGGCUGAAGAAGCUCGUCAACUGUCACAAGUUGCCCUUCAAAGAACUCAAGAGUUCAUCAGAUCUUUGACACAAGUCAGAAAUGGGCUGUCAAGGGCACAGUAUUUAAAGGAGAAGAUCUACGCAUGGGCAAGAGAGAUGAACGGCGAUCCAGAUGAAAGUGAUGUCUACGUUGCUGAGAAAGAGGCUGCUGCUAAGAUAGCACAGGCCGAAAAAGAGGCCAAAGCAGCCCUUGAAGCUUCAAAAGAACCUUCUGUAAGUCGGAAGGGUACGCCACAACCUGGGAGAAAAAGAGGUAGAAGAAGUUAGCUUAAUAGCAGUAUCAUGAGUAUCAUUAUUAUACAGAAUCUCAUUCUAAGUAUGGUCCAAUCACCAGCCGUCUGUAGACUCGUCAAGAACCUUAACAAGGGAAGAAGGAACAUUUGGAGUCG
Molecule: messenger RNA, 1195 nt
Organism: Williopsis jadinii
Lineage: Eukaryota; Fungi; Ascomycota; Saccharomycetes; Phaffomycetales; Wickerhamomycetaceae
Gene: RXT2
Product: Rxt2p
Exons: 2
Coding region: 21-1073 (350 amino acids)
Biological process (GO): negative regulation of silent mating-type cassette heterochromatin formation; negative regulation of rDNA heterochromatin formation
Cellular component (GO): cytosol; Rpd3L complex
Source: RefSeq, a predicted model, not a curated record